AUGGUGGCAGUAUCUAGAUCAGUGGCACUGGCUGUAGUGCUCGUUUUCAGAGCACAGCCUUCGUACGGAAGUGCUAUUCACCAACCUUAUCCCUAUCUUAAUGUUUCAAGCAGUGUCGCCACCACAACUCUAUUGCCUAUUGACUGCUCAGACACAUCAUCUAAUAUCUAUUACCCUCCCUCGGGCAGGACUGUGGUCACUGUUAGUGUGUCGACGACCACUACUCUACGCGCGUCGGACACGCCUUGCUACAGCAACAGCACCGUCAGCAGCAGCACGACGACGACGACCAUUGUUCCAACCUACAUAACUACAUCGACUGUGCCUCACCAUACGACCACAACUAUUGUGCCAAGCACUAUUACAUCUUCUGCAACAUAUACGUCUCAUAGUUACACUACGACGACCAUUGCCGAUGAGUGUCCUUCGACCUGUAGCAUUUCCGCGGGAACUGUCAACUUGUUCUUCUGGCCCACGAACAAUGACUAUUCGUACCCGUCUACGUAUGUUAACACGGCACUCGACUACACCUUUACAUCGCCAUCUGUAUAUAUGCUAAUCAACACUAUCUAUGGCUAUAACUCGCUAGGCCGCGCGGGCCCUGCCGGUACUAGCGAGAUCUUCGCGCUCAACCUUGACCAAGUUUCCACGAUAGUCCCCGGCAGUGAUGCUACACGACAGUUGUCCCUUAGCGACUUGGGAACCGACUGCCCUCAGAGCAUCGAUCCUUCCGAGAUAGCGACGAAGGCGCCAGACGGGCGUUGCGAUCCUAGCCUUGUCGCACCAGACGUGGUUAAGUCAUGGGCUCUACCAUGUAACGCGUGUGGCAAAUUUGGCCUGUUCGAUCCUCCAUACGCCGUUCCGACUCUUACCGGAGGCCUGAUCGAGCCGACGAUAACAACAGUGGCUACCACAGCAGCCACAUCGGCAGCCACUGGCGCCACUUCCACUGCCGUUCCAACAACCACCACCGCUGUCCCUGCGACAACCAACACCCCUUCAUCAACACUCAUCACCACUGGAACAUCCACUCUCGUAACUACGACAUCAUCAUUGCUGACAGACGUAGAUCCGACUACAGUAGUGACCGCCGCUGGACAGAAUGUAUCGAUUCGUGUGGCCUACUUAGUCGUUCAAGUCUCUUCCGCGUGGUCCUGCUCGGAAAAGAAGGAGAAUACCUUUCGCAGAUCUAUUUAG
This is a messenger RNA of Neoarthrinium moseri, 1197 nucleotides long. RefSeq lists its product as uncharacterized. The record is from RefSeq and is a predicted model, not a curated record. The coding region runs from base 1 to 1197 and encodes 398 amino acids. Lineage: Eukaryota; Fungi; Ascomycota; Sordariomycetes; Amphisphaeriales; Apiosporaceae. The transcript has 5 exons.